AUGGCUCCUCACGCAGAAACCGGCUCCACGAACGGGUAUAGUGCUCCCGAGUCAGCUCCAUCGCACCAGGAGCUCUUCACCGUCAGCUCUCCCAACGUGGUCUACACCGACGACCACAUCAAGAGCAAAUAUGUCUACCACACCACCGCCGUCACCAAAGCGGCCGAGGGCAAGUUUACGGCCGUGCCCAAGGAAACCGUGUACGACUUCAAGGUCGAUCGCAAAGUUCCCAAGGUCGGUAUGAUGUUGGUGGGCUGGGGCGGCAACAACGGCUCCACGGUCACGGCUGGCAUCAUUGCCAAUCGGCGUAAGCUCGUCUGGGACACUCGCGAAGGUCCUCGUGCCGCCAACUACUACGGCUCCGUGGUCAUGGGAUCGACCAUCAAACUGGGCACCGACGCCGAAACCAGCGAGGAAGUCAAUGUUCCUUUCCACGAUGUUUUGCCCAUGGUUCAUCCCAACGACAUUGUCAUCGGUGGUUGGGACAUCAGCAGCCUGAACAUUGCCGCGUCCAUGGACCGUGCCCAGGUGCUGGAACCCACCUUGAAGGCCCAGGUGUACAAGGAGAUGGCACUCAUGAAGCCUCUGCCCAGCAUCUACUACCCUGACUUCAUCGCCGCGAAUCAGGAAGAUCGUGCAGACAACGUCAUCCCAGGUAGCAAGGCGAGCACGGCUCACGUGGAACAGCUGAGAAAAGACAUCAGGACCUUCAAGGCCCAGAACAAUCUCGACAAGGUCAUUGUGCUUUGGACCGCCAACACCGAGCGCUAUGCCGACAUCAUCCCGGGGGUCAACGACACUGCCGAGAACUUGCUCAAGGCCAUUGAACAAGGACACGAGGAAGUGUCGCCAUCGACCGUCUUCGCCGUGGCCUGUAUUCUUGAAAACACCCCGUUCAUCAACGGCUCUCCCCAGAAUACCUUCGUCCCCGGUGCGAUCGACCUGGCUGAGAAGCACGGUUCGUUCAUCGGCGGCGACGACUUUAAGUCGGGUCAGACCAAGAUGAAGUCGGCCUUGGUGGAUUUCCUGAUCAACGCCGGCAUCAAGUUGACCUCGAUUGCCAGCUACAACCAUCUCGGCAACAACGACGGUAAGAACUUGAGCUCGCAGAAGCAAUUCCGCUCCAAGGAGAUCUCCAAGUCCAAUGUGGUCGACGACAUGGUUGCCGCCAACACGGUGCUGUACGAGAAGGACGAGCAUCCCGACCACACCGUCGUCAUCAAGUACAUGCCGGCGGUUGGAGACAACAAGCGUGCCUUGGACGAAUACUAUGCCGAAAUCUUCAUGGGCGGUCACCAGACCAUCAGCAUCUUCAAUGUCUGCGAAGAUUCGCUGCUGGCCUCACCACUGAUCAUCGAUCUCGUGCUUCUGGCCGAGAUCAUGACCCGUAUUCAGUGGAAGACGGAAUCAGCUGCCGAGUAUAAGGGGUUCCACAGUGUGCUCAGUGUUCUCAGUUACAUGUUGAAGGCACCAUUGACCCCUCCCGGCACUCCCGUCGUCAACUCUCUGGCCAAACAACGCGCUGCUCUCACCAACAUCUUCCGAGCAUGUAUCGGUCUCCAGCCCGAGUCCGACAUGACCCUCGAGCAUAAGUUGUUCUAG
Messenger RNA from Capronia epimyces CBS 606.96, 1602 nucleotides. Its product is annotated as myo-inositol-1-phosphate synthase. The transcript has 3 exons. Gene Ontology annotation, biological process: phospholipid biosynthetic process; inositol biosynthetic process. NCBI's taxonomy places the organism in Eukaryota, Fungi, Ascomycota, Eurotiomycetes, Chaetothyriales, Herpotrichiellaceae. The record is from RefSeq and is a predicted model, not a curated record. Gene Ontology annotation, cellular component: cytoplasm. Gene Ontology annotation, molecular function: inositol-3-phosphate synthase activity. Bases 1 to 1602 code for a protein of 533 amino acids.